UUUUUUGUUUGAUUUUUGCAAAAACAAAUACGUAACAACGACAGCGGCGUUGCUGCUGUAUAUGUGUAUAUUAAUGCGCAUAUGUGUGCAUAUGCGUGUGUGUGUAUGUAAGCAUACCAGCUGAGCGUGCCAAAGAAACAGAGAGAGCAGAGAGUGCGAGUGAUAACUGCAUUGCCGCUCUCUAUGUGUGUGGGGAACUUGUUGCUUUCAUCGCAACGCCUCACGACUCGCGACCGUUACAGACAGAAGCCGUAGUUGAGUUCAAGUGACGACGUCGCCAACUGAGAACGACAAAAACAAAAGCCAAAGCAAAACAAAAAUAAUAUUCCGUUUGAUUGAUAUAAAUGAGUAUAUGCAGCCCCAAAUGGAAAAAUCACUUUAAUGUGCAAGUGUUGCCGUUUCGAUUUUAAUUGGCGCGCGCAGCUACAAUAAAAAAAAGCACAACAAAACUCAACAAAAUACAGACAAUACAGUGCCCGUAAGCCGCUUAACGAAGUGCAAUAGUAAAAAAAAAUUCAAAAAAGCCAAAGCAAAACAAAGAAAUAGUAAUAAUAAGUGGUGGAAGGAGGAGGUGGUGUUGAAGCGUGUAAAAUACAAUUUGAGUGCCAAACUUCAGCUUUCAAUUAACAAUACGAACCAUGAAAAAACACAAAAUAGUAGUAUAAGGAAAUCAACAAGUGUGUGACGUUUGCUUUAUAUAUUCAUUCGUCUGGUCUGCUUCGCUUUCAUUCAUGCGGUCAACUAGAGUCAACAGCCAUAACAGCAGCAAAUGUGUGCCUGAUAAAAAGCAAAAACAAAAGUAACUGCAGCAACGACGACAAAAACAACAACCAACAACGUUCAGCUGGCCAGAGAGCUUUUAUAUUGCUAAGCAUGACUCUUAUGUGAUUGUAAACGGAUCGAGUUGAUGAUAAGAACGUGCACUCGUUUAUUAUUAUGAAGCACCCACAAGAUCUGACAAUAGUCGAUGAACAGCAGCUAAUGGAGAUUAAUAAAGUUGAGCAAAUGGAACAGGAGUUAAAUGAGCAAGAAUCGGCUGAAAGUCAUAUUAUGCAUGCGGAAGCGUUACCCGUGGGGCAUCCUGCAGGAUCUCCCAUUGGACAUGCUCUGAGUCCAAAUGGCGUCGGAUUGGGACUCAGCAACAGCAGCAACCAGAGCAGCGAGAAUUUUACGCUCUGCAAUGGCAACAGCAAUCCAAGCAGCAGCAGCAACAACAAUAACAAUAAUAAUAACAAUAUGUACUCACCAAACAAUAAUAGCGGAAAUGGCAGCAAUAACCAACAGCAACAGCAGCAACAACAACAACAGCAGCAGCAACAACAAUCACCAACUGUUUGCGCCAUUUGCGGAGAUCGCGCAACAGGUAAACACUAUGGAGCCUCAAGUUGUGAUGGAUGCAAAGGUUUCUUCAGACGCAGUGUGCGCAAAAAUCAUCAGUAUACCUGCAGAUUCUCGCGAAACUGUGUUGUGGACAAGGAUAAGCGCAAUCAAUGUCGGUACUGUCGUCUGCGCAAAUGCUUCAAGGCGGGCAUGAAGAAGGAGGCGGUGCAGAAUGAACGUGAUCGCAUCAGCUGCCGUCGUACCUCCAACGAUGAUCCCGAUCCAGGCAAUGGACUCUCAGUCGUCUCUCUGGUUAAGGCGGAGAACGAGUCGCGACAGUCGAAAGCUGGCGCUGCGAUGGAACCGAACAUCAAUGAGGAUCUCUCCAACAAACAGUUUGCCAGCAUCAACGACGUCUGCGAGUCAAUGAAACAACAGCUUCUCACCCUCGUCGAAUGGGCCAAACAGAUACCGGCCUUCAAUGAACUGCAACUGGAUGAUCAGGUAGCUCUUCUUCGGGCCCAUGCUGGAGAGCAUCUACUGUUGGGUCUGUCACGUCGUUCGAUGCAUCUAAAAGAUGUACUGCUACUUAGCAACAACUGUGUCAUCACCAGACACUGUCCAGAUCCACAUGUCUCACCCAAUUUAGACAUUUCGCGGAUUGGUGCUCGCAUCAUUGAUGAACUGGUAGUUGUGAUGAAGGAUGUGGGCAUCGAUGAUACAGAAUUCGCCUGCAUUAAGGCGCUGGUCUUCUUUGAUCCCAAUGCUAAGGGUCUCAACGAGCCACAUCGUAUCAAAUCGCUGCGCCAUCAGAUACUCAAUAAUCUAGAGGAUUACAUUUCGGAUCGACAGUACGAGUCACGCGGUCGCUUUGGCGAGAUCCUCCUAAUUUUGCCGGUGCUUCAAUCGAUCACCUGGCAGAUGAUCGAACAAAUCCAAUUCGCCAAAAUCUUUGGUGUAGCACACAUCGAUUCCCUGCUGCAGGAGAUGUUGCUGGGUGGUGAACUGGCGGACAACUGUCCACUGUCGCCCCCCAAUCAGCCAAAUGAUUAUCAGAGUCCCACGCAUACCGGCAACUUAGAUGGUGGCCAGGUGAGCUCCACGCUCGAAACCUUGGCAACGGCAACCAGCGGUUCACAUGGUCUUGAUCUGGAUGUGCAGCACAUUCAGGCGCUCAUCGAGGCGAACAAUGCGGAGGACACAUUCCGUGCCUAUGCCAGCAGCAACACGUCCACCUCCACCACGAUCACCCCAGGUCUGCCCCCGACAGCUGCAGUGACGCCACCAUUGAGCAGUGCUGCCUGCAGUCCCAAGUCACAGGAGAGCGUUUACAUGGACGCAGUGGUAGCACGGCAACAAUAUGGCAAUAUCCAGCAGCACAAGAGCCAACUCAUGCACAGUCCCCAGCGUGUGCAUCCCUACCAAAGAAUGCCCACUUCACCGGUGGAUGGCACCGCUAGUCUGGGCAUGCGCAAUCCUGCGGAUAUCACGCUCAACGAAUACAAUCGCAGUGAGGGAAGCAGCGCUGAUGAAAUGUUGCGCCGCACGCCGCUCAAGAUACGUGCCACAGAGCUGCUGACCCCCAGCUAUAAAAUGGAGCCAUGUCGCAUGACACUCAAACAGGAGCCCGAAACGGGCUAUUAACUGGUGCAAUAAGCUUAGCUACCGUAAAACUACUCCACCUCCAGUCCCCUCUCCCCUUCUUUAACUCGCUUACUGUCUCCCAAACCCGGUUUUCCCUCCAAUGAUAAUGAGAGCCCCCUCUUGCUAACUGCUAAGUGCCUAAAUACAAAGCUUACUUAAUUGUUAUUGCCUUGAACUUUUUGAUACCUUUUUACUAGAUCUUAAGUAGGUAUUUUGGAAAUUGUUGCUUAAUAUGUAAACACACAAUUGCAAUCUAUUUUUGUAUUUGAUUAUGCGAAGUGAAAUGAUUUGAUUUGAAUUAAAUUGAAGUGAAGUAACGAAGUGAAAAGAUAUGUAUGUAAAGUCAGAUGAUUUGCUCAAAAUAUUAUGCUAUAAGUACUAUAUAUAUGUACGUAGUACGUACAGUCAGUUUGUUGGUUAUCUAUAUUUUAAUAUACAGACAUAUACAUAUAUUAUAUACAAUUGCAUAUUAGAGAUAUGUGUAUGCAUAUAUUUUUCAUAUAUGCAAUACUUUGUUUUAGGUUAGGGUGUUGUUUAGUAGCGUAAAAUCUAUUAUAUGAGUAUAUUUAAUACUUAGCUGAUCAAUGAUGAAGAAUUAUUUUUAUAUGAAUAUAUCUAUGUAUAAAAUACAAAUUAAUUUAAUAUGGCUGAGUGAA
Drosophila nasuta is the source of this 3620-nucleotide messenger RNA. RefSeq names its product Hepatocyte nuclear factor 4 (gene Hnf4). Gene Ontology annotation, cellular component: nucleus. The record is from RefSeq and is a predicted model, not a curated record. Gene Ontology annotation, biological process: regulation of DNA-templated transcription. Gene Ontology annotation, molecular function: nuclear steroid receptor activity; zinc ion binding; RNA polymerase II cis-regulatory region sequence-specific DNA binding. The coding region runs from base 937 to 2964 and encodes 675 amino acids. Lineage: Eukaryota; Metazoa; Arthropoda; Insecta; Diptera; Drosophilidae. The transcript has 8 exons.